CAGGAAACCUUUAACGAGUGUCUGGGAACUGCUGUGAGCAGGGUGCCCGAGUGGUGCCUGGCAGGAACUCUCCCACACGUGUCCCUUCUCCUCCUCCUGCUGCUGCAGUUUGUUGGAUUUGGUGAUGGAGAUUUACAGAUUUAGGAACUACCUGGGUGGGUGGACUUUGGCCCUAAAUCUUCAAAUUAAACAAAAAAAAAUUUAAUCGUGGAAAUUCAGGCUCUCUCCCCUCCUUUUUGUUCCAAGAUGAACUUUGUAUUUCAGACUCAUUUUGACUUAAAUUGGACAUUUUUUAAAUCCUGGGAGGAUGAGGAUCCCAAUCCUGUCCUUCUCAGGGAGGCUGCUGUUGUUCAUCCCUGGGGAACUCCUUGUUGCAGGAGGAUUUGGGGGCCAAAUAUCCCAAUGGGAUCAGCUUUGAGCUGCUUUCUGCCCCAAACACAGUCUGGGUUCACCUUUAGGCUCUGCCCCAUGGGGGUCCCACAUGACUUUGUGCUCCCCCAAGGUUCUGACCUUGAUCUCGGCCCCCACCUGAGCCAAGGGUGUCCUCAUUUUCUGCAGGUAAACCCCCGGAUCCAAGGCCAUGCCGGAGUGCAGUGAGGAGUUCUGUGCACUUCCCCCACGAGCUGCAACCUCAGUGUGGCCAUGGAGAGCUCAGAGCUGGAGUCGGACAUCCUGCGGCGAGUGCGGGCGCUGCUGCGGGAGCUGGACGGGCACCACCCCUCCUGCCAGAGCGACCGAGGAAUGCUGCGAUGGACCCUGCACAAGAAAAUCGAACAGAACCCCAGCACCAGCUGUGUCCUGGUCAGGAUCCUGGUGAAGGAGUUGGAAAGGGCAGAGCGAGGGGACCUGCGGCACUACAUCAUCCCCCUGCUGCACACGCUGAUGUACACCUUGAUCCAGGCUCCCUGCAUCCCUGAUGAGCUCUGUGCCAGGGUUUAUGACUUCUGCAAGAGGUUGCUGACCCUGCCCAAGCCCUUCUGCACCAUCGGGCUGGACUAUGCCAGCAGGCUGCAGGUGGAGAGGACAGCCCCAGGAACCUUGUAUCAAAGAAUGGUCAUUUCCGAGCAGAGCCUGUGGAGCGCCCCAUUCCCUUACCAGGAGAAGAUUUUCAUCUUUGCUGACCCAGAGCUGCUGCCUGAAGCCAUCUGCAACGCGCUGGUCACCGACACUGAGGCAGCCCAAGUGUCCCAAAGCCCCCAGGGCUGCAUGAGCUUCGUGGUCACCCACGCCCUGCAGGCGGCCCUGGGUGACACCUGCGACAUCCACGGCCUCAGGGCCCGACUCCAGGCCUUGGCCCCAGGGGACGUGGAGCACUGGUUCCAGCAGGUGGUGGCGGCUGUGGAGGGCGCAGCCAGUGAGGGGGGCUCCGACCGGGGCCAGCACAUGGCGCAGCUGGAGAGGAUCUACCAUGGCCUCCUGGGCUCCUUGCCUGCAGGGAAUGCUCCCCAGGAAGGGCUGCAGGGGACUCCUCUGCCCAACCCCAAUAUCAGCUUCCACCUGUGGACAGAAGAUGAGCAGCUCUGGAAGGAGCUGGUGCUGUUCCUCCGUCCGCUGUCGCAGAGCUGUGAGCCCGACUGCCUGGGCCAGGAGCUGGAUCCCACGGACAUGCAGGACAUCCUUGCGGGCUGUGGCUGCUGCGAGCAGAGCCGCUUCUCGGUGCUGUCCACCGACAGCGGCAUCGAGCGGGACCUGCCCGCGCAGGACGAGCCCAGCGCGGCGGACACGGAGCCCUCCCGGCUCCACAGGAAGGGCGGCAUCAAGAAAAAGCUGUCCCCGCUGGACAGCGUGUCCUUGCUGCAGGCUGGCAGCGCUGUCCCUGCAGGGAAGCCCCCCGGGAAGCAGCCCAGGAGGUCAGGAACGGCCCCGCAGCCCUUGGCCCCGCUCCAGAGGCGGCACACCGCCCGUGUGAUGCUGCUGGGAGACGAUCGCAUCCUGGGCCGCCUGGCACAGGCCUUCCACUCCCUCAGGAAACGGGAAGCCCGGCGAGUGUUCCUGACUCGCAGGCUGAACCUGCAGUUCUACCACAUCCCUGUGCUGCCAGGACACUCCUCGGCUGCUGCGGAUGCUGCUGGCCCUGAGGGGCUGUGUGAAGUGGCCGGGUACCUGGGCAGGGCUGACCCCUGGUACGAGAGCAACAUCAACACUCUGUGCCACAUGAUCCCCAAGCUGGCCAGCAUGCCAUCAUCGCCGAGCAGGGCCCUGGUGACCGACCUGUUCCUCACCGAUGUCAUCGCCUACUACGCACGCAUGGGCACCCAGCCCGUCUGCUUCCAGGUUCACUCUGUCAAGGUGCUGUUCCGGGACCCAGCGCAGGACCCAGCUGAGGACGUGUUCCUCACAGAGCUGCUGACCCAGGUGCAGGACAGCCCCUCACACAGAGACCUGAACACAACCAAGAGGAAAAGCAGCCUGGACGGCCCUGGAAUCGAUCUCACCGUGACCUACAGGAAGGUUGUGCUGAGUGACCGGCACAAGGAGCUGGCCCUGGCCCUGCGCUCCACGGGCCUGCUGAUGAAAGCCAUCCCUGCUGAGGAGGCUGAAGGCCUGGGCUGUUUGAGUGUGACCAUCACUGAAAUCAUCAGGAUCAACAACCUGGCAGGACGGUCCUUCUCAGCUGUGGCAAAUAGGUUCAAAGCACAGACUAUCAAGAUCGGGAGUCCAGAGCAGAGACCCUUCACGGUGCGGCUGGACAAGGACAGCAGGAGAACCUACAGGGACGUGAUCGGCCUGGAGGUGUCUCCCUGCCUCGAGCCCAGCUACUGCCUGCAGAAGACAAAGACCACGAAAUUCAACCUUCACAAAACAGAAGACAUGGGACUUGUGAAAUACCUGCCCAAGUCUCUGCUGCUGCCCAUCAACACUUUUGCAGGAGUCAUCCAGUGAAGGAAACAAAAAGGUGGGGUCAGCACAGGGGACAUGGAAAGAGAACACACACUAGAAGCUACCAGUGGUGACUUUAAACAGCAAUGGUGUAAAGAGCUGCUCCAGCAGAGGUGGACAGGCUCAGAGGGCAAAGCCAUGCCCUGCUGGAAACAGUGUGACCAUGCCCUGCCAAGGGCACAGCCAAGCUGCAGGACUGAGCUUUCACCUUUUGCACAAGUCAAGCAAAAGCUUUGAGCUCCUCCAUUCAGGAAGAGUGAGGAAGACCCAUGGGAGGUGGUGCUGGCUGUCCUGUGGAGCCCAGGCCAGCUGGCAGCAGCAGUAUUUAUUUUGAAGAUGACUGACAGCCCAGCAGGGAUCAGGUUUUCACCUCACAGCCCAAACAUUGUUGGUGCUCCCCUAUGCCAGAUUUGGGCAGCAAACAUCCUGUCCCUGAAGGAAGCUGAAGGGAGGCAGAAGGCUCACAGGCACAUCUGGAAACCCCUGCACAAGCAGCUGUUGUUGUUGGGAUAAUGUGGGGUUUAAGGGGUGACCAGUGGCUCUAUGCCCCUCUGAUUCUUUGGGGCUUCACUGUGGGGUUUGUACACACAAAGAAAAUGCUCAAAAAGCCAAAAGGCUUUGAACUGGGCUGGAGUGUGGGCUGUGUGUCCAGAGUUUGUUCUGUACAGCUGUAAAUUAUGUAGAUGGAUGAUAAAUUAUUUGUAUAGGUGUCGUGGAUCGCUUGUACCAGAAGAAAUGCCAAUUUAAAGAAAUUAAGACAAACCCGAGCUGAAA
Messenger RNA from Cyanistes caeruleus (blue tit), 3654 nucleotides. The record is from RefSeq and is a predicted model, not a curated record. Lineage: Eukaryota; Metazoa; Chordata; Aves; Passeriformes; Paridae.